This is a messenger RNA of Mus pahari (shrew mouse), 4169 nucleotides long. It is a transcript of the gene Rfx1, whose product is annotated as regulatory factor X1. The transcript has 21 exons. The coding region runs from base 253 to 3144 and encodes 963 amino acids. The record is from RefSeq and is a predicted model, not a curated record. Gene Ontology annotation, biological process: regulation of transcription by RNA polymerase II. Gene Ontology annotation, molecular function: RNA polymerase II cis-regulatory region sequence-specific DNA binding; DNA-binding transcription factor activity, RNA polymerase II-specific. Gene Ontology annotation, cellular component: nucleus. NCBI's taxonomy places the organism in Eukaryota, Metazoa, Chordata, Mammalia, Rodentia, Muridae.
CCCGGUGAGGGAAACGGAGGCGCCAUAGCCACGGUAGUCGUGGCGACCAAGCAACCCAGCAACGCCAGUCAACAACAACAACUGCGGCCGCCCCACCCCCACCCCCAUGCCCCCGGCCCGGCCUGGGGACCCCGGCGCGCUCGGUCCCCUCUGCACAGCGCCCACGCACCUCCUCAAAGCCUUCCGCGGACACAAGUGCGGAGAAGCCGAGGAAGAGGAAAACCGCCUUAUUUAUUAUCAUUCACUGUUGGCAUGGCAACACAGUCCUAUGUUACUGAGCUACAGGCAGCCCCACAAGCAUCCCAGCCGCCACAGGCCCCACCCCAGGCCCUGCCCCAGCCACCACCCCCAGCAGCACCCCAGCCUCCUGCUGCAGCAACCCCCCAGCCCCAGUAUGUCAGCGAGCUGCAAAGCCCCCAGCCCCAGACGCAGCCUCCGGGCAGCCAGAAGCAGUAUGUGGCAGAGCUCCCGGCUGCCCCCGCACCCUCCCAGCCUGCCACACCUGCCCCGUCCCCUGUGGCUCAGCAGUAUAUCGUGGUCACCGUAUCGGAAGGUGCCAUGCGGGCUAGUGAGACUGUGUCAGAAGCCAGCCCCAGUUCCACGGCAAGCCAGACUGGUGUUCCCACCCAAGUGGUCCAGCAGGUGCAGGGCACCCAGCAGCGGCUGCUGGUCCAGGCAAGUGUGCAGGCCAAGCCAGGCCAUGUGUCCCCCCUGCAGCUUACCAACAUCCAGGUGCCACAGCAGGCUAUCCCCACACAGCACCUGGUGGUGCAGAGCCCAGCACUGGGCACUAAGAAUGGCCAGGUCUCCCUGACGGUGCACAGCGCCCAGCAGGUGCACUCUGCUCCUGAGAGGUCACCAGUGCAGGCCAACAACUCCACCAGCAAGACAACUGGGACUCCUGCGGCCACUNUGCAGCAACUACAGGUCCACAGCGUCCAGCAGAGUGUCCCUGUCACCCAAGAGAGGUCAGUAGUCCAGGCCACUCCACAGACCAAAGCUGGCCCGGUGCAGCAGCUGACUGUGCAGGGACUACAGCCAGUUCACGUUGCUCAAGAGGUACAGCAACUCCCUCAGGUGCCUGUCCCACAUGUGUACUCCAGCCAGGUGCAGUAUGUGGAAGGUGGUGACGCCAGCUACACAGCCAGCGCCAUCCGCCCUAGCACCUACCAGUACCCUGAGACACCUAUCUACACGCAGACGGCAGGCACCAGCUACUAUGAGGCUUCAGGCACAGCUGCCCAGGUCAACACGCCGGCUACUUCCCAGACGGUGGCCAGCAGCGGCUCAGUGCCCAUGUAUGUGUCCGGCAGCCCAAUUGUCGCCAGCUCAUCCAGCAGCGAGGCUGGGGCCAGCAACAGCAGUGUGGGCGCAGCGGGCAACGGGGGAGGCGGCAGCAGUGGCGGCGGCAGUGGCGGCAGUGGCGGCAGUGGAGCAGGCACCUACGUGAUCCAAGGCGGCUACAUGCUAGGCAAUGCCAGCCAGUCUUACUCCCACACCACCCGUGCCUCACCAGCCACAGUCCAGUGGCUCCUGGAUAAUUACGAGACCGCUGAGGGCGUGAGUCUGCCAAGGAGCACCCUCUACUGCCACUACCUGCUGCACUGCCAAGAGCAGAAGCUGGAGCCAGUUAAUGCCGCCUCUUUCGGCAAGCUCAUCCGCUCGGUAUUCAUGGGUCUGCGCACGCGCCGCCUGGGCACCAGGGGCAACUCUAAGUACCACUAUUAUGGCCUGCGGAUCAAAGCCAGCUCACCCCUGCUGCGGCUGAUGGAGGACCAGCAGCACAUGGCCAUGCGGGGNCAGCCCUUCUCCCAGAAACAGAGGCUCAAGCCCAUCCAGAAGAUGGAGGGCGUGGCCAACGGUGUUGCNGUGGGGCAGCAGAGCACAGGGCUGUCAGACAUCAGCGCCCAGNUGCAGCAGUACCAGCAGUUCCUGGAUGCCUCCAGGAGCCUGCCUGAUUUUGCUGAGCUGGACCUCCAGGGCAAAGUGCUGCCCGAGGGCAUCGGUCCUGGGGACAUCAAGGCCUUCCAGGUCCUGUACCGGGAGCACUGUGAGGCCAUCGUGGACGUCAUGGUAAACCUGCAGUUCANACUGGUAGAAACGCUGUGGAAGACCUUCUGGAGAUACAACCUUAGCCAGCCCAGUGAGGCUCCACCACUGGCCGUGCAUGAUGAGGCAGAGAAGCGGCUGCCCAGGGCCAGUCUGGUGCUCCUCUCCAAGUUCCAGCCUGUGCUCCAGUGGACCAAGCACUGUGACAACGUGCUGUACCAGGGCCUGGUGGAGAUCCUCAUCCCUGAUGUGCUUCGGCCCAUCCCCAGUGCCUUGACCCAAGCAAUCCGGAACUUUGCUAAGAGCCUGGAGAGCUGGCUCACCCAUGCCAUGGUGAACAUCCCUGAGGAGAUGCUGCGGGUGAAGGUGGCAGCAGCUGGCGCCUUCGCACAGACGCUACGGCGCUACACAUCACUCAACCACUUGGCGCAGGCAGCGCGGGCAGUGCUGCAGAACACUGCGCAGAUCAACCAGAUGCUAAGCGACCUCAAUCGCGUGGACUUCGCAAAUGUCCAGGAGCAGGCCUCGUGGGUGUGCCGCUGCGAGGACCGUGUGGUGCAGCGUUUGGAGCAGGACUUCAAGGUGACGCUGCAGCAGCAGAACUCACUGGAGCAAUGGGCAGCCUGGCUGGACGGCGUUGUGAGCCAGGUGCUCAAGCCCUACCAGGGCAGUUCCGGCUUCCCCAAGGCGGCCAAGCUCUUCCUCCUCAAGUGGUCCUUCUACAGCUCCAUGGUGAUCCGGGACCUGACCCUGCNCAGUGCUGCCAGCUUCGGCUCCUUCCACCUCAUCCGGCUGCUCUAUGACGAGUNCAUGUACUACCUGAUCGAGCACAGAGUGGCCCAGGCCAAGGGCGAGACCCCAAUCGCAGUCAUGGGAGAGUUUGCGAAUCUGGCCACCUCGCUGAAUCCCCUGGACCCUGACAAAGAUGAGGAAGAGGAGGAGGAAGAGGAGAGUGAGGAUGAGUUGCCACAAGACAUCUCGCUGGCGGCCGGCAGCGAGUCUCCCGCACUAGGCCCAGAAGCUCUGGAGCCACCAGCGAAACUGGCGCGGACUGACACUCGAGGCCUCUUUGUGCAGGCCCUGCCCUCCAGCUAAGCCUGAGACCUCCCUGCACCCCUCCACCUGCCCAGCCUGCUGCUGCCCCUUCAGGCCAGGGGCUGGUCCUUCAGUUUUUGUGCUUCACUGUUACCCUUCCAGCACAUGCCAGAGCUGGAGAGGGUCCCUCCCCCCUCUCCCCCUACAGGGAAGGCUAGGAGUCUCCCCUCAUGGGGCUGGUACAAUCAUGGGCGGGGCUGGGCAGAACCGAAGCUGCAAACCCUGACACAAAAGACGUGCCUUAAGGAACCUGCCUAGGUGUCCCUCUUUGCUGCCCCAGCUCACAGCCCUACCCCCCACCACUACCACCCCAGAGGGCAGCGAGCCAGCUCCUCCCCUGCGGAACUGUUAACUUAUCCUGCUCUCUGGCUUUGCACAGCCUGCUUGGGCAGACACAGGUGGGUAGCACCUUGGGACCCCCACCGUCAGCAGCAGUACCCCACUGCUCCCAUUUCUUGGUAUUAAGUGCAAUUAAAGCUGUGGGUGUUGCACCUUCUCCAGAGCUGGGUUCUCCUGGCCCCGCAGCCCAGAGAGGGGCAUAUUGUGAAGGGCCCCGGCCUCCAGCUUCCAAAGAGGAGCAUCUGGCUGGCUGCAGGGCCAGGUGCUCCAGACCCGAGGCCUCGCCCUGCGCCUUCCACCCCAUCAGCUUGUGACCGAAACCUGCUCCCAGAGAUGCUUCUCCUCUGUGCAGUGCCCCUGAUCCCUGUAACUAUUGUGAUUAGUGAGUGCCGCUUGAGCGGAGUCAGUAACUUGUUGGGUUUUUUUCCAACCAUCAUGGCCUUAUCCGUCCCCCGUUUUCUCAGUGUCUUCAAUCUGUGAUAGAUGUUUAUGGAGAAAAAGCAAAUCUGCCCUGUUGUAUAGAAAUCCCUAUUUUGUGUGCUCCGCGUGCUCCAGCUUUUGGGGUGGUCCUGCACACUCCCCAUGGGCCUCCCUUCCCAGUGCUCAAAGUAUCCACGNGCGUGGUAGUUUAGUGUGCUGUUUUCUACCUUUUGUAGUCUUUCUUAAAACAAUAAAUACUGCUGUGA